AGAAGACUGCAUGGAGAACGAGGAAGUGCCGGCAAAUCAUGUGUGAGACAGAGGGGCCAGUUAGGUAGCAAGUUUUAGUUGACAUUUUUUCCAAACGAUACCUGUCUUCAGUUGUAUCACACUCAUGGCGGAGCGCGGCAGGAACAGCGGCCACCAAGCUGAAGCACAUGACGGGACAAACGACAGAAAUGUCCCUGAGCCUGGGUUUGGGACAGGUGACCUUACUGUGACUGUCCCUCGGGGGCUCCGGUCCUCAAAUCAUAACCAGAGGAAAAAGUUAGUCCUGCAUAUCGACCUCAACAACACCAUACUGGUGUCGGACGCCGUGACUGGCCAGGGGACUGUAGCUGCUCUGGACUAUUUUCUCACAACUGUCACCUGGGGAAAGAUGAGCAAACAAGGAAAGUGGGAAUGGCUGAGUGAUUCUCCCUCCCUGCUCCCACCGUGCAGUGAUGCUGUAAGUUAUUACUCUCAGUUUGGACGGAUACCAGGUUUCACAUCAGCUGCCGGGCGACGUUUCCGCGGAGUUCUGGAUGAGCAUCUGGACCUGCUUCGCUGGCCCGAGGGCAUCCAGAGGGACAGAGAGCUGGCUGUAAAAGGAGAGGAUGGACGACUGUACCACUGGAUCCUCCCCUCCUUCUUCCAGCUGCUCAAAGACCUGGUGCAGGAAGGAAGGGAGUUUGCUAUCCUUUUUCGUACGUUUGGAACCGACCUACCUCGUGUGCUGAAGGCUGUAUCCAGAGCCCUGAAUGAAGGGACUCAUCCACUGUUCCCGGAUCUGCCUGAUCUCAAGUUAAGUGUGAAUAUGACUCCAGGCAAGAUCCGCUGCAGCAAGACGGGAGUCGUGCUUAGCCGAGCCGAGGAACGCGUGUCGACAUGUGAUGGAGAAAGAGGCCUGUACCAGUACUUCAGCUCAGUCCAGGGCCUGGGGGGCUUUCAGGACCACUUUGACUGGUGGGCUACAAAUACCUUCUCCAUCCGUGGGGGAAAGCCGCUGUGGGUCGACCCCUUUGACCAAAAUGUUCAGCACAUCUUCAUAGAUGACAACAUAAGACAGAACGACGAGGAUACCAUAGUCCAUCCCAAGGUUUUCUUGGACCCAGGUGGGGCCGAGACUCGUACAGCCUGCACUUCUGAGCUCUAUGAUAUCACACUGGUCCAGACUGACCUCCUCCGGGCCAUUUCUGACCCGAGCCACUUCACUCAGCGCGUCCACAUCUGCCUGGAAAACUAUGAAAGGAAUCUCCAGCAGGGGACAGAGGGUAUGCACAUGACGUCACAGAACGCAGUUACGCUCGCUGAGUGGCAGAAAGACGAGCAGCAGUGUUGGCCUGAAUCAGCUAAAACACAAACAACACAUCACAAAUGGGAAAGAGCUGGACCACUGGUUCUUUGGUAAACAGUUGCCUUUUAAUUUGAGCAAAUAAUGACUUGUUUUACAAUCUGUUUGCUGAACGCAGCCAUGGUAACAGAUGUUUUUCCACUCAGUCCAGCGUGUUCCGGAAGGGGAAGUGACAUCAACGCAUACCCUCUAUAUUGCUUGUAAAUGUCACAAAGCGACCUAAUUAGAUCCAUAACGACACAUAUCAUUUCCUGAUCUGAUCAGGUAAGAGUAAUCCCCAUCCUUGCUCCGUCAGAGCACUUUGAUUAUACGAAGUAAUAUCUUCUGAAAGCACUGAGACAUAUCAUUAAGUUGAACAUGGGUUUGGGAUGUGUUGGCACUGAAUUAUUUACUGUGCUUUUUAUUAUUUGAAAGCGCCCUUGUGUGAAACAUUUAAUUUGUGUGGAUGUUUUGGUAAUUUGUGCUUUGAAGGUUUUAGAAAAUAUUUAUUGUUAAGCUUCCAGGGAGAUUUUUCAUUGCUGUAUUUUCCUGAGGUCAGAGAGUUAGGUUAGAGAGACCACUGAAGGCCAACAGUAUUAAUAAUCUAUCGACAAAUACUGAAAUGUAGGUUUCUGAGACCCACUGAGAACAGUUGAGUGAUAAUGCCAUUCUUAUACUUUUUUGAGUAUAUGGUGAGCAUGGAUUUCCUUAACAAGAGAACACGCAAGUGGAUAUAUUGAUAAGGAAAAUACAAAGACAAUAGUGGGUUGGAAGGCUUUGUUGGUGAUGGUUACAUUAAAUUAUUAUACACUUUUGCGUUGGCACAGUUUUCAUAACGGAGUUUCAUUGUGCAAACACAAAAUGCUAUACUCACACAAUGAAAACAUCCAUAUUAAAUGAGGUAAUAGAUCAUGCAUAGGUUAAUCAGAGCACCGCAGCAUUGAUAUGUUUAUCAGGGAAUUUUAAUCACUGUUGCAUAUGAGAGUAAAUUAAUAAUUAGGAUAUACUGCUGUCAAACAGCUCAUAUCAAAACAGUCUCAAGUGAUUGUUUCCCUAAGACUGUACAAGUGGCAAGAAAAUAGUUGAUGUAGGGCAAGAAUUACCUAAAUUUUAUUUAUUAAAUAUGUUUUAUUACUGUAAAUAUAGACAACAAUAAAUUCUACAUUCAUACAAGUUAAAAUGACUACUUUACUGCAUCAGUUUACUUUUCCUGCUCUGUGUCUACCACAAAGUUUGUUGCAUAUUGUUCAAGACACCAAGCGCAUGGCAGUUACUUGUAUACGUUUGAUUAUCUAGAAUACAGUAAACUACAGUAUUAUGAAAAGCAGGCAGAAAUGCCUGCAAGCACAUGUUGCAUUGAUUCAAAAUAAAAAACAUAAUAGGACAAAUUUCUUGCAUUAGGAGUUUUGCACACUGAAACUCUCCCAUGAAAACUUAAGCCUAAGCAAUUGUUAAGUACUGUCAUAUUGUGCAUUGAAGUCUCAUCACAUGGUUAAUGAUGCUGCCAUGCAUUUGAAUGCUCAUCACAUUAAAUCUUGUACAUUUUAUUUAUUUUUGUGAAAUAUUUCCAUUUGCUGUUAAAUAAAUCUGUAAGGUUUUUAUUAAACUAUUCUGUGUUUUGCAUAAUGACAGCUUACUGUACACACACAACAUAAGAUGAUUCAUGUAUUAGAGUUCAUUUGGUUUGGCCAUCGCUGCUCAGUAUAAAUCUUUGUUGAUCAAUAUCUGUACUUGUUUGUGGUGUAACUUCUGUGUGUAUGUGACCAGGUCAGGUCCAUUGGGGAUUAAUUAAAGAAAAUACAAAGGGUGGUAAGAACAUUAA
Molecule: messenger RNA, 3143 nt
Organism: Micropterus dolomieu (smallmouth bass)
Lineage: Eukaryota; Metazoa; Chordata; Actinopteri; Centrarchiformes; Centrarchidae
Exons: 7
Coding region: 125-1399 (424 amino acids)
Source: RefSeq, a predicted model, not a curated record